This is a messenger RNA of Anastrepha ludens (Mexican fruit fly), 824 nucleotides long. RefSeq lists its product as uncharacterized. The record is from RefSeq and is a predicted model, not a curated record. NCBI's taxonomy places the organism in Eukaryota, Metazoa, Arthropoda, Insecta, Diptera, Tephritidae. Bases 91 to 378 code for a protein of 95 amino acids. The transcript is spliced from 3 exons.
CCGUCAGAGAAAUCUGAUUAAAAUUAACAAACGACUCGUGCUUUAAUUGCAACGAAGAAUUUUUUUCGACAAAGAAGGAAUUUCUACAAAAUGGUGGUGGGGAAAAAGAGUGCAGCCUAUGUGGUGAUCUUUUUGGUGUUGCUUGCCUGCUGUAUACAGGAAUCGGAAGCGACCAGACGCGUGUUGCGCGGACGUAGAACACUUACGCGUCGCUAUUUCACCGGUCUCGCCAUUCCUGGCUGGCUAUUGCCUGUACUCAUAGGUAUUGGUGAACUUGUUCUUGGCGGAGCGCUUUAUUUAGUCUUGAAUCGUGUGAUUCUUGCAAAGUCUGUGCAGGAGACAAGCACUUAUACACCAGCAAAGCAACAUGAAGUUUAACGGAAAGCUAUCAAGGAAACUUUUAAGAAAAAAAAUGUUAAAUUUUAAUAACAAAAAGCAACGGACGUACCUACAACGAUACUGAUGAGAGUGAACUACAAAGUCUACCCAGGCUUAACUACAUGAAUAUAGAAAGACUAGCCGAUUCAGCGAUGGAGUAGUCUUGGCAAUAAAUAUUAAUGACAAUAGCAAAAAUAACUGGAUAAAUAACAGGAAAUAGCUGCUAUAGUCAGCUUCAGUGCACUAAUCUUUUUUGUAGCAUUUUUACAACCUAAAACAUAUCGAUCUUUGCCGAUCCAAAACACUUGUGUUUCGGUUUACUUUUGUACAAAUUUGAGCAUCCCAUCUCAUUCACAACUCACAUAUGUAUAUGUAUUAGUAUUAAAUAUCAUUUGCUCUUUCUAUACAAAUACAUAGUGCAUACAAACACUUAUUAACGACCGCUA